AUGACAACCAUAACAACAGGGUCUCAAGCUGGCCAUGACACUUUCGACGCGCUCAACAUCGAAUACGAAAAGGCUUAUCGCAACAACCCAUUCAAGAUCGCCGCCAUCAAAAAAGCAAUAAAGUUGCUCCACCCCGCAUCCAAAGUUCUCGAUGUAGGAUGUGGCACUGGGAUACCGGUUUCAGAGCUGCUAGCUGCAGCCGGUCUGGAAGUUGUCGGUUUUGAUAUUGCACCCAAGAUGAUUGAAUUUGCUCGCCAAAGAGUCAAGGGUACCUUCUCCGUAUCAGAUAUGGUGCAAUAUAAAGUCGAAGAUGCGUUUUCGGGGGUCUUUAUGAUAUUUGCACAUCUUCAACUUUCCUAUGCGGCGGUUCAUGCAGCAGUGUACAAAUACGUUUGUGCGCUCAAGCCGGGGGGGAUAUUUGUGUUUGGUCAAAUGCCAAGUGAUACAUAUGUUAAAGAGGAGGAUAAUGCAUAUGAUGAAACGAGAACGUAUGUUGAGGAUUACAAUGCACCGUUUAUGGGGGAACCACUUCCAACUUUUAUGAUGAGUGAGCAAGGACAACGAAAUUUCUUGACGAGUAUGGGGUUGGAGAUUGUGAGUGAGACUAUUGAUGAGUUUCAACCGGACAAUGAAAAGUGCGAACCGGAGAAGCAGCAAUAUAUUAUUGCGAGGAGACCGAUGGAUGGAAAGAUUGUAGAGCCACAACCACUUCCAAGAAGGAACUAG
Molecule: messenger RNA, 726 nt
Organism: Sclerotinia sclerotiorum 1980 UF-70
Lineage: Eukaryota; Fungi; Ascomycota; Leotiomycetes; Helotiales; Sclerotiniaceae
Exons: 1
Coding region: 1-726 (241 amino acids)
Source: RefSeq, a predicted model, not a curated record